Messenger RNA from Frieseomelitta varia, 2654 nucleotides. It is a transcript of the gene Rbpn-5, whose product is annotated as rab GTPase-binding effector protein 1. The transcript has 9 exons. Gene Ontology annotation, molecular function: GTPase activator activity; growth factor activity; metal ion binding. Lineage: Eukaryota; Metazoa; Arthropoda; Insecta; Hymenoptera; Apidae. The coding region runs from base 576 to 2456 and encodes 626 amino acids. Gene Ontology annotation, cellular component: intracellular membrane-bounded organelle. Gene Ontology annotation, biological process: endocytosis. The record is from RefSeq and is a predicted model, not a curated record.
UACAUAACCUAAAAAUACAUCUCCGUACGUCACGUAACUCGAGCGAAUUUUGUCAAACCGGCGUCGAUGCGCGUCCAGCGUUACGUCAACGCGUCGACCGAUCGUAAGUACUAUCGAUCCACGAGUAAAUUACGUUUGUAAUGGACAUUGUUCGUUAGAACGGCGUGCACAUUUCGAAACUGUUCUCGAUCGAGAGCCGUCGACGGGGCAAUCGAUUCUGGAGGAUUCGAUUAUCGAGUACGUGCCGUUCAAAAGUAUCGAUACCGAUCGACGAGGAAGUGACUGAUAACACGCACCGCUCGGCGGACCGCUAAAUCUCACGUCGACGUUGUUAUUUCCUCGUUUCGCGUGGACGAGAAACUCCGUCGUCCACGGGCUAACGCGCGUCGCUUCGGUCCCGGUCGUCUCGAUGGUGCGAACGAGUCAGUGAGCUCCGGAGGCUGGCGCGUCGGCACGUGUGUCAUAAUGUCAUCGGGAGACUCGGUCGCGGAGCACAUCAUCACACGUUUUCCAAUCGUGCGCGAAAGGCAGUGACCCACCCUGACUCAGGGACUCGACAGUUGAGAAUCGGAACGAUGGAGAACCACACGCAGGACAAUACGAUCAACAUGAAUGGAAGCGAGGACCUGCGUGAGAAGGUGAAUCGACUGGAAUCGGAGAAUAUCAAGAUGCGGGAGGAGUUUAAUGUUCAGAGAGCCAAGAUGAAGGAGCUGUUCCUUCAGAAGGAAGAGGAGCUGAAAAGAAGACUGCAGGAUAACACAUGUCUGCAAAAGGAGAACGCCAAGUUGAAGAAUGAAUUGGACGAGGCAAAGAGUCAGUUGGUCGUAGCCGACCUGAAGAUUCAGAAUGACAUGCAGUUCGAGAAAAGAAAAGCGCAGGAGGAGAUAGCUUCUCUGCAGAGGGUUAUACACGAAACGAUGGAGGAAUCCUCUUGUUCGCGCAAGCAGUUAGAUGCUGAACUGAUUAAAUUGAAAAUGACGCUUUCUAAGCUGCAAGAGGAGAAUGUAUUAUUGAAGUCGCAGUUGCCAAGGGAUCCGCCAGUGGACGGCCCGCAGAUAUCACUCUCUACAGUAACGAAAACGCUAGCUCGAAAAGUAGUUUCUCAAUUAGGCGCAGAUGCUUUGUCCUUAGGUCCCGACAAUCUUGAGGAGAGCAUGAGGAAGGUAAAAAGAUAUGCGCAGGAGGAUGCGGAGGUUCUACGCUCGUUGGUUGUGCCACUCGAGGAGGAGAUCAAAGCCUUGAAGGAGAAGCUAAGGGCGACGGACGACGAACUUCAGAAGUGCAAGGAAGUACAGUUGCAGAAGAAGCAGCAGGAACUUCCUGGCUCCUCCGAAUCAGUGUGUGAUAUGUGCGCAAAUUACGAGGCGCAAUUAGUCAAGAUGCAGGCAGCUGCCAAAGAAUUAGAGAAACAGCAGUUAGACUCCGAGCGGAUGUUGCAAGUGCAGAAGGAGGACUUGGCCAAGGAGGUAGAGUUUCGAAAAGAGAUGGAGGAGAAGUGGAACGAGAAGAAGGAGGAGCAUAAAAUCAAAGUAGCAGAGCUCACUGUUACCUCGCAAACGUUGCAGCAAACAUUAACCGAGCUGAAAAGGAUCUUCGAGCAAGUUCAGAGGAACGUGAAGGAUGAGCUCGUGAAAUUGACACGCGGCCGUGAGGAAGUGCAAAGGCACCUUAUCGUGCUACAAAAGGAGAACGAAAAUUUGGUCGGCAAACAUAGCAAGCAUUCCCAGCAACUGCAGAGCGAGAGUAUCAAUAUGCCGAACAACGUCGAGGAGUUGCACGUUAGCCUUUUGAAAAUGCGGGAGGAUCUGAUCACUGCGAAAGUUGCUCAAGAGGUUGCGCAAGAGAAGGAGGAGACGUUGCGAUAUGAAGUGACCUUGCUUCACGAACAAAUGGAACAGGAAAGUAGAGUAAAGGAACAAGAGAUACUGGUAUUAAAAAAUGAAAUUAGUGGUUUAAGAACGCAGCUAGACAAAUACGUGCGAGAUCAUCGAUCCCUUGUCGAAAGAGAGGAGAAGCUCGAACGAUUAGAAAAACAAUUAGAUACUGUUUUAAAAGAAAAUAAACAGGCAGAGUUGAAAGUGGCUGAGCUACGGCAGAGAGUUACCAGCCUUCAACAAGAGCUAGAUAAUAGUGAAGCGGUUCAAAAGGACUUUGUUAGAUUGUCGCAGUCUUUACAGGUUCAACUAGAAAGAAUUAGACAAGCUGGUAGCGAGGUACGAUGGCAACAUGAAGAGGAUGUGGAAGAAUGUCCCAGUUGUCAUACUACCUUCACCGUUACUAAGAAAAAGGUACAUUGUCGCCAUUGUGGUCAUAUAUUUUGUCAAUCAUGCCUUUCACACGUUGUGAAAAGUGGACCGAAACAAAGACCAUCCAGAGUCUGUGAUGUUUGCCAUACGUUAUUGGUACAAGAUACUGCACCAUAUUUUAGUCAAGAACCACCACACACACCUGAUUAAAUAUUCUAAAGAAACUCAGUUCGACAAGAUGUGCAAUAUCAAUUUGGAAGAUUUAGAGACGCUAUUAGUUCAAGAGGGAGCUAGAUACGAUUCCUAUUACCUGACAACUGGAGUGAUAAAGUAAAUAUCGUGUAAAUACAAAUUAUGUACUACUUAAUGUUUAUUGUAAUUUAAAAAAGAUUAAAGCUUUUGAAUGUA